Molecule: messenger RNA, 2205 nt
Organism: Monoraphidium neglectum
Lineage: Eukaryota; Viridiplantae; Chlorophyta; Chlorophyceae; Sphaeropleales; Selenastraceae
Exons: 3
Coding region: 1-2205 (734 amino acids)
Biological process (GO): positive regulation of transcription by RNA polymerase II
Cellular component (GO): transcription regulator complex; histone methyltransferase complex; nucleus
Source: RefSeq, a predicted model, not a curated record
AUGGAGAGCCUCAAAGCUUUUGUGGCGGCGUAUGUGGUGCAGGGGGACCAUUGGGCCGCAUGGCAGCUGGUGCAAGAGGCAAGCGGCAGCGGGCCCGGUGGUGGCGCGGAUGCGCAUGCCAGCCUGCUUCAGGCGCUGGUGACCUCGUGGGAGGGGCUUCCGGCUGAGCAGCUGCCUGCUCCUGUGCUGCGUGCGGCGGCCGAGGCAGCUGCGACAGAGGGCUCUGCGCAAACGGCAGGACGCGUGCUCAGCCUGCUAGCUGCGGCCCAAGGCACCAGCGUUGCGGCGGCGACGCUGUCUCUAGGCAACGCUGCCGUUACGGCGCACCUGUUGUCGCUGCUCAAGACAGGCUCCACGAAGCCUGCCGCGGCGCUGGAGGCAGCAGCAGAUUUGGCAGAGGCAGCCGUUGCUGCUGGUCAGAGGCUGCCGCACGGCACAUGGGCGCAAGUGCUCGAGCAUGUUGGAGGUGGAGCUGGCUUCAUCAGCAGCACAGCAGGCGCGCAGCUGGCGCUGCUGGCACAGGAGCAGCUGCUGUCGCAAGCGGCCGCUGCGUUUGAGGCGGCAGAGCGCAGCUGUGCAAAUGAGACGGGCCGCGUGCUGACCGGCCAGCGGCUUGUAGAGGUGCUGCUGGCCGCUCUGACGUCACCACUGCUGUCCGGAGGCAACGUCUUGGCAGAGCGUCGUGCCGCGGAAGCUGCCACAGCAGCCGCUGGCGCAAAACCAGAGGUCCAGCAGCAGCUGGCAGGCGGUUGGGCAGCAGCUGCGCGGCGCGCUAGCGAGCUGUGGGCACGCCUUGCGGUUGCCUGCGCCGAGGCAGCCCAGGAGUCUCCAGAAUUGCCGGGGCACUGGCUGCAGUUCCCGCCCGGCUGCCGGCGGGAGGACGAGGCGGCGGCGCGGCGGCUGGCUGUGCGGCUGUGCGCGUCUGUGGGGCUGUCGGAGGCGGCGGUUCAAAUGUACCAGGAGUUCCGGCAGGCGGGCGGGCAGCCUGAACUGGAAGGGGGCCUGCUGGAGGCGGCGCUGGCGGCGGCGCACGAUGCGGGGGCGGAGGUGUCAACCGGAUCUGCAGCUCCCGCCGCCAUCAUGCGCACAGCUCAGUCCCUCUGCCCCACCGGCACCACCUGGGUGCCCAAAGACCCCACCGCAUGGCGUGCAUUCUUCGCCACGCUUGCCAGCAGCGCAGCCCACAGUGCCAACGGGGGCGAGUGCGACGCGGCCGCGGCGGCAGUGGGGGCGGUGGAGGCGCUGCUGCUUGACAGCGACGCCCUGUGGUCAGCGGGGGGCCAGGUGGCUGCCCUGCCUCUAGAGGCGGUCGCAGAGGGGCUGGGCGCGCUCGUGCCAUGGGCGCCCAGCGCACCAGUGGGCGCGGCGGCCGCUGCUCGGCGGCUGCUGACCACAUGCGAGCUGCGGGGCGGGCAGCAGCAGCAGCUUCAGGCUCCUCCAGCUGCUCAUCGCGGCGGCUCGCCAGGCGGCAGCGGCAAACGCAGGGGUGCAGCUGCUUCAUCGCACUCGUCCCGUGCGGCAGGCAUCACCGCCUUGCGGCCUGCUCUGCCCGACGCUGAUGGCGGCAUCUACUCGGCAGCUGCCGCCGUGCUGGCUGCAGCCGGCGAUCUGGCUGGAGCUGUCAUGAUGCUCGCGCCGCUCAUCUCUGGUGCCAAGGGGCAUGCAGCUUUAUGCGGCGACAGUAGUGGCUCUUCCAAUGCUCAGCAGCAGCAGCAGCAGCAGCAGCAGCAGCAGCAGCAGCAGCAGCAGCAGCAGCAGCAGCAGCGGCAGCGGCAGCGGCAGCGGCAGCGGCAGCAGCAGCAGCAGCAGCAGCAGCAGCAGCAGGUGGGCGCUGAGCUGCUAUGCCUGCUGCCUCCAGGCCGCCGCGCUGCGGCUGCGGCGCCGGUCCUGCACCUGCUCGCUGCGGGGGGCGUGGGUGCGGUCACGUCACCUGCCCUGGUGGAGGCGCUAACUGGGGAGAACCUGGAUGAUGCAGCUGAGGCUGACCUGGUGGAGGCGUUUGGGGACACCUUCGUGGAGGAUCUGAUGGUGGCCGCGUUUGAGGGCCUGCCCGCGCUUGGCUGCGGCAACACGGGCUCUGCGCAGGACGCUGGUGUGACGGGCGGCCUGGCACUGCUUGCGAGACAUGCCGGGGCCGCGGGCGGCGACGAGGGCGGCGGCUGCGAUGCAGCCCUGCGGGCCCUGCUGCGUGCUAUUGCAAGCUGA